AGCUGAACCGUCAAAACAUAAACAGAGCAGUCAACCUUGUGUGGACGCUGUUAGCUCAUCGUCUCAUCGCCAUUAUACAGAAAUAUUCAUGCACGCAUUCCCAAUGUUGUGUGUUUCCAGUCAGAGAAAGCCCAGUAUAGACACUUAGCUCAACUGCUAAGCAGCGAAGCAGCGCAAAUAAAUCUGCAGCAAAGAUUAGGACUAAACUAAGAAGACGUACGCCUCGUCGGGCCUUCGAAUAGAGGCUCUUCCUCGGGUCGACGGAGGACAAAGGGGACAGAAUGGCAGAGGCUGACGGCAAAUUGACUGCGCUUAACGGUGGAUCUGAUGAAAAGGAGCCAGGAGAAGAUCAGGACAAGGACGUAGAUGCCUCUGGCAGCAAAGAAGCAGAAACACAGUCUUCUCAAGAUGCUCCCAAAGAAACAGGGGAGGCAUCUGGAGACAAGCCUAUGCCAGACGCAGAAGGGGAGAUGUGCACAAAAAGAGAGGCAGGGGAGGAAGAGGAGGAGGAGGAAGAAGAAGAGGAAGACACAGACAGCAUGGAUGGCAGUGGCCUCUACUCCCUAACUGAAGAUGGUGAAAGAGAAAGUGAGGGAGGCAGGAGAGUGAAGGUAAAGGACACAGAUGGCAGCAAAAGGGCAGCGAGAAAGAGAAAUAGACCCGGCGGUGGCACAAACCACUCCUCCAGCUCAGACGAGGAUGACGAUGAGGAUGAAGAUGAUGAACAGAAAGAGGAUGAAGAUGAUGAUGAUGAUGAUGAUGAUGAUGAUGAGGCUAUGGAAGCAUGGCUGGGGGCGGAGCUCUGUGAUCUCCGCGGGCCUGUAUGGCGGGCGGUACCUUCACUGCGCUCCAGGGAGAUCGGCAAGGAAUCGCACCAGUUUGUGAAGCAGGUGUGUGGAGCCCGGGGCCUCGUGCAGAGGCUGGAGCUCCAGGGCCGCCUGGAGAAGCACACUGGCUGCGUCAACACAUUGCACUUCAACCCCUCGGGCACACGUCUGGCUUCAGGCAGUGACGACCUGAGAGUUGUGAUCUGGGACUGGGCUGUCCGACGUGCUGAGCUGGAGUUUGACAGCGGCCACAAGAGCAAUGUCUUUCAGGCAAAGUUCCUGCCCCACAGUGGAGACUCCACCUUGGCCAUGUGUGCUCGAGAUGGUCAGAUCAGAGUGGCCGAGCUUUCUGCCACGCAGCGCUGCAAGAACACCAAGCGGGUAGCACAACAUAAAGGGGCAGCACACAAGCUGGCCCUCGAGCCAGAUUCUCCCUGCUCCUUCCUGUCUGCUGGAGAAGACGCCGUGGUGUUUGGAAUUGACUUGCGCCUGGACCGCCCCGCAAAUAAACUGGUGGUUGUGAAGGAGGGCGAUAAAAAGGUUGGACUGUACACCAUCUAUGUCAACCCAGCAAAGACACACCACUUUGCUGUGGGUGGGAGAGAUCAGUAUGUGAGGAUCUAUGACCAGAGGAAGAUCAAUGAGAAUGACAACAAUGGUGUUUUAAAAAAGUUCUGCCCGUCACAUCUGGUGUCCAGCGAGUCCAAAACCAACAUAACCUGCCUUGUGUAUAGUCAUGAUGGCACAGAGCUCCUGGCCAGUUAUAACGACGAGGACAUCUACCUUUUUGACUCCAACCACAGCGAUGGAGCUGACUAUCGCAAGAGAUAUAAGGGACACCGCAACAAUGCCACAGUGAAGGGAGUGAACUUCUAUGGACCAUGCAGUGAAUUUGUGGUCAGUGGCAGCGACUGCGGACACAUCUACCUGUGGGACAAGAAUUCUGCACGUAUCGUUCAGUUUAUGGAGGGAGACAGAGGAGGAGUGGUGAACUGUCUGGAGCCUCAUCCUCAUCUGCCUGGUAUGGCCACCAGUGGACUGGACCAUGACAUCAAGCUGUGGGCCCCCACUGCUGAAAGUCCCACAGGACUCAAGGGGCUUAAAGAGGUGAUGAAAAAAAACAAGCGAGAGCGCGAUGAGGACAGCGUGCGCCACGGCGACCAGUACGACACUCAGCUGUUGUGGUUCCUAAUGAGACACAUGAGGAACAGGCGGCCCAUGAGGGCUCGUCGUGAGGGUGCAGACCCGGACUCGGAUGAGUCCUGGAGCUCUCCAGAUUCUUCUGACGAAGAGGAAGGAGGUCCAGACCACGUCCAGUGCAUGUCCUCCUGAGCCAGACAUAUACACACACACACACACACAAGCACUAGGGCUGUUGCUUUUUUACAUGAAUAUCAGAAAUCUGGUCAAACUUGGGAGGGACAGUUCAAACCUGACGCUCUGACUGUCUGGAGUAAUUUCUGUGUCAUCCAGCAGAAGGCGCUGUGAACACAUCUUGCCCAUAAGUAAGACGGUGAUGUUGUGUUGUUCUGCCGUGAAAAUGGAGGACACACCAGUGAGCUAAACCGAAGUAACAUGCAAAUCCAUGGACUCAGCUGUUAGCUUAGCAGCUAGCGCUAACCGAAUCAGCAGAGGAGGAGGAGCCAUCCCAGACAAGUUCAGCCUCACAGGGGUGGGUUCUCCGUGUUGUGUAAUAUAAUAUUUGUUAAAUCCAGAUUUUUGUGAAAAGUGACAGCCCUGAUGCACACACGCACACACACACACACACACACACACACACACACACUUUAUUGCCCUUGAAUUGAUGCACAUAGGCAAGCACUAUUGACACACUGGCACACUCAAACACUGAUGAGCCACAGACUUUGGGUGUUUUUUGUUGUUGUUUUUUUUCUUUCUUACAAAAUAGAGUCUCAUACAGACAAACAUGCAUUUACCUAAAUCUGCUGUUGAAGCAAAAUUACACAGGUGUGUGUACACACACACACACACACACACACUUCCAGAGGUAAUGUUUUUUAGGUUCAGUGAGUGUUUACGUCCCUGUAAACCACUCGGAGGCUCCAGUUUGUCCUUAUCCUUGUCCCACUACUCCAGUGUAUACUGAGGGUGUAGAGCAGCAACUCCACCUCCAACUUUACUCACCCUGUAGUAAGCUACUCACACGGACUGCUUAGAAAAACUGGACGCAAUCUUCCGAAGUUACAGUUUGCCACCAGGGGGCGACUCCACUGGAUCUCAGUUUCCGGUCUUUAUUAGCACAUGAUGUUAGUUUUGUAAAUGAUGUUCCCGUGUAGAGGGAAAUACUUGAUGAAGCACAGCACAUAUGAGCAGACACCAGUGUGAUUGAUAGCUGGUAUCGUCUGAUUAAGAGCCUGUGAACUUCCAGGUACAUUACAAAAAAAACAAAAACAAUUCACGGUUAAUUCACAAAUGUGGAGGCUUCUAAACGGGAGGUUACAUCCAUUUUUUCUGUUCAGUCUGUGUUACACAUCACCAGCACACGGCCCCUCCUCUCUAAGCUACACACCAACGAGGUUCAUCAGUGAGGAAGGACGUAGAAUCUCACCCUCAUCCCCGAAAUGUGACUUUAAUGUUUGAACUCUGAGAAAACACCCUCCCCCCCCCCCCCCCCACCCCGUCUCAGCCAUCCGCCAUAUUGAUUCUUGACCUUGGAGCUUGAGCCAGUGAGUUCCAUUAGAGGACGACUAAAACUCAGCGCCCCCGCCCCCCCACUACUGAGUGCACUUUGAAUCAGGGACGCUUUGGUUUGAGAUCCAGACAAAAACAUGCACUAAAGCCUGUCAUUUGUUUGUUUUUGAGGGGCAAAGAGCUUUUGUCUCGCUUUAGAAAAUCCACAAUGGAGUUUUUCUUGCAUUUUUAUAGGGAGGGGGAUUUUUUUGUUUUUUGCACUAUGGUAUUUCUUGAGUACGAAACAGGUUUAAUUUUUGCUUCCACCAGCCUCUCCUCCUCCUCCUCGUCCUCCUUCCUCGUGUCCACCCACCAACUCUCAAUCCUGAUGAACAGAGAAUCUUGACUUCAAGGAAGAAAUGGUUUUCAGCAUGUGCAUAAGAAAAUACAGACUUGAUUUUAGUUUUCUUCUUCUUUUUGAGAGCAGAGCUGACCUGGAUCAACUGAAACACGUCCUGUGAUACAGUUGAGACUGGAAUGAUCAUGGACUCCACUUGUUCUUGCAGUUCUGUUAAAAUAAAUAAUGUGUGCGAUGCUAAGUCACAUUUGAGGCAGGUUGGAUGUCUCUUCUGUCUCAUGCCGUGUCAACACGGGCGCAGAGAGGACGACGGGGGUCGGCAGGGGUCAAUAUGCUUGCCAGUCAUUUGUUGUGUGAGAGCGAUAAAGUCCAGCUUUUUCUCAUUUUCUAUGAGAACCCUAGUUAGUUGAAUUUAUAUGUACAUAUAUAAAUAUAUAUUAAAACUGUAAAAAAAAAAAACUUUAGCAAAUGCUGUUUGACUUCAAAGAAGAAAAACAGAUUGAAACAUUGAUUGGUAAUUGAUGCAGAGGUUUAUAUUCUAUAUGAGAACAAAGUACUUUUAAAUUCAAGAGGAAAAAAAAAAGACUUGAGGCUCCAUGUUUCCUUUUAUGAAUGACAUCCCUCUGUAAUGACCAGAAACACUGUCCUUUCAGGUGUUGAUUGAAGUUUAGAUUCUUUCUCAUGAGGAAAAAAAACAGUAUUUUCUUUCUAUACUUCAAUCCAUCGAUAGAGACAGUGAUAUUCAGAAUUUUUCCCACUGCUAUUUUUGGCAUCUUCUAUACAUACUGAAGCUUUUGAUGGAAAAAUCUUUCCACCACUGCCUAAAAUUGUAUUCUACCAGUUGAGUUGGAAAUGUGUACAAUUUGUGCAAUAAACAAAAAGACAGUGCUUCUGAUGUUGA
This is a messenger RNA of Solea solea (common sole), 4717 nucleotides long. It is a transcript of the gene dcaf8, whose product is annotated as DDB1 and CUL4 associated factor 8. Gene Ontology annotation, molecular function: protein binding. The record is from RefSeq and is a predicted model, not a curated record. NCBI's taxonomy places the organism in Eukaryota, Metazoa, Chordata, Actinopteri, Pleuronectiformes, Soleidae. Gene Ontology annotation, cellular component: cytoplasm; Cul4-RING E3 ubiquitin ligase complex. The transcript has 13 exons. Bases 282 to 2159 code for a protein of 625 amino acids.